Messenger RNA from Lachnellula hyalina, 1194 nucleotides. RefSeq names its product Sterol uptake control protein. The record is from RefSeq and is a predicted model, not a curated record. The transcript is spliced from 3 exons. Gene Ontology annotation, biological process: regulation of transcription by RNA polymerase II. Lineage: Eukaryota; Fungi; Ascomycota; Leotiomycetes; Helotiales; Lachnaceae. Bases 1 to 1194 code for a protein of 397 amino acids. Gene Ontology annotation, molecular function: zinc ion binding; DNA-binding transcription activator activity, RNA polymerase II-specific.
AUGCUCCGCAGAAGCCACAAGAAGUCUAGACAAGGUUGUGUAGAGUGCAAGCUGAGUCGUAAAAAGUGCGAUGAAUCUCGUCCAGCCUGUGUUAACUGCAGAACUGCUAAAAAGCAAUGUUCAUAUACACGCAAGACAAGUAGUCAAAGUCCUACCGAUACGGAAUUUAUUUCAUAUACUGGAUCCGAUGAAGGGUUAAGUAGAUAUCAAGAUACUAGUCUUAAUAUCACAUCUCGUGAUAGCAAUUCGAGUCCGCAACCUUGUGCCGAACCUUAUGUCAAUCUUCUCCAUUUGGAGCUGUUUCACAACUUACAUUCUAAUGUAGCUGAAUUUUUCAUAAAUGAGUCACCCGAUGCUAGGCAGGCUGCAAUCGAAACGAUGUUUCGGUAUAUCUUCUCGUAUUCUUACUUAAUGUACGAAAGCCUCGCCGUCGCCGCUUUGCGCCUCAGCCUCAAGCACCCCUCAAAAUCCACCCUCUACCUCACCGAAUCAACAACGCUACAAAGCCAAGCCCUAUCACUUUUUAAAUCCUCAACUGCCACCAUUACUCAAGAAAACCUCAUUCCCGCCUUCCUCUUCUCCGCCAUCCUUGGCCUCCAUUUCUUCUGCGAAAUCUUCACAGCCCCCAGCCCAGACCUCGACACCUUCCUCGACCGCCUAGUCCAGUCAAUCCGGCUCCUUCGGGGCGUCCGUGUCAUGAUGGGAGAUUCCUGGGAAACCAUCAAAAAAUCAGACAUUAGUGUCUUACUCCAAGCCCACGAAGGCCCAGUCCCAAACCGCAACGACGCCGUAACUCACGCCUUUUCAACCCUCCUCUCAAAAAUCUCCCACUCGCAAUCGCCAAGCCUCUCGGCCUUCGAAUCAAAAGUCUACAGCGAAGCCAUCGAAGGUCUGCUGUGGACCUAUAAUUCGGCGCCUCCAGACAGUGCUUUAGCGCUGGACGGGCCGCCGAGUUCGAGAAUUGUGACGACGUGGCCGAUUACUAUAAGUGCUCAGUAUACGGAGCUGCUUGAUGAGAGGAGGCCCGAGGCCUUGGUUGUUAUGGCAUAUUUUUCCAUUCUCUUGCAUGGGAGGAGGUCGUUUUGGGCCGUGGGGGAUGCGGGUAGAUAUUUGUUGGCCGCGGUUGAUGAGUAUCUUGGUGAGAGGUGGGCUGAGUGGCUGGCUGUUCCUAAGGAGAUGGUACUGCCACUGUAG